AUGGGAUCUGCCUCCUCAACUUACCGGCCCAGGUGUAUUUAUUUGGAUAUUGAUGGAAGAAUUCAAAAGGUGCUCUUUAGUAAAUACUGCAACUCCAAAGAUAUUAUGGACCUCUUCUGCAUUGCAACAGGGUUACCAAGGAACACAACCAUCUCCCUUUUGACGGCAGACAAUUGUAUGGUAUCCAUUGAUCCGACAAUGCCUGCAAACUCAGAGAGGUCUCCAUACAAAGUGAUACCUGUUGCCACUGGGCAGCUCUCAGAGAAAGAAGAAUUGUUCCAGAAUUUAUUGGGACAGAUUGCUGAGCAGUUCUCGAGGGUUUUUAAAAUCAAUGAGCUGAAAACGGAAGUAGCUAAUCACUUGGCAAUGCUGGAGAAAAAGGUUGAAUUGGAAGGCCUGAAAGUAGUGGAGAUCGAGAAAUGCAAGAGUGACAUUAAAAAGAUGAGGGAGGAAAUGGCAGCAAGAAGCAGCAGGACUAACUGUCCCUGCAAGUACAGCUUUUUGGAUGAAAACAAGAGGCCGACUCCCCGGCGGGAUGUACCAUCCUACCCAAAGUACAUGCUGUCCCAGGAGACCAUAGAAGCGCUUCGGAAACCAACCUUUGACGUCUGGCUUUGGGAGCCCAACGAGAUGCUCAGUUGUUUGGAACAUAUGUACCAUGAUCUUGGGUUGGUAAAAGACUUCAACAUCAAUCCUAUCACGUUAAAGAGGUGGUUGCUGUGUAUUCAUGACAAUUACAGAAACAACCCCUUUCACAAUUUCCGGCACUGCUUCUGCGUGACCCAGAUGAUGUACAGCAUGAUCUCGCUCUGCAGCCUCCAGGAGAAAUUUUCCCAAAUUGACAUCUUGAUUCUCAUGACUGCAGCAGUAUGCCAUGACUUGGACCAUCCGGGUUAUAACAAUACCUAUCAGAUAAAUGCACGAACUGAGCUUGCGGUACGCUACAAUGACAUCUCCCCACUGGAGAACCACCACUGUGCUGUGGCUUUCCAGAUCAUUUCCCAGCCAGAAUACAACAUUUUCUCCAAUGUCGACCAGGACCAAUUCAAACAGAUAAGACAGGGGAUAAUUACGUUAAUCCUGGCUACAGACAUGGCGAGACAUGCAGAAAUACUGGACUCUUUCAAGGAAAAAAUGGAAAAUUUUGAUUACUCAAAUGAAGAGCACAUGACCUGUCUGAAGAUGGUACUGAUAAAAUGCUGUGAUAUCUCCAACGAAGUCCGCCCGAUGGAAGUAGCGGAGCCCUGGGUAGAUUGCUUACUAGAGGAAUAUUUUAUGCAGAGCGACCGAGAAAAAUCUGAGGGGCUUCCAGUGGCACCGUUCAUGGACCGCGACAAAGUGACCAAGCCGACAGCACAGAUCGGCUUCCUGAAGUUCGUUCUCAUCCCCAUGUUCGAAACAGUAACAAAGCUAUUCCCAGAAGUGGAGGAGGUGAUGCUCCAGCCCCUUUGGGAAUCCAGGGACCACUAUGAGGAAUUAAAACAGAUAGAUGAUGCUAUGAAAGAGUUGCAGAAAAAGAAAAGUGAAAGUUUGACCACCGCCAGUACCGAAAAGUGAGACGAAAAAGUCUUUGAGCAAAACAUAAGCCCAAAGGUUAUCCUGUUCUUGAGAAAUGCUGUAUUUGCCAAACAGAUGUGGUGGCUACAUCAAAAUCCAGCUGGGACCAUGUACUCGGAGAGGUGGCAGGCACGAAUGCCCUGCCUGCCUGUCUGCCUGUCUGGGCGCCUUGUCUACAGCCUGCAGCCUGCUCGCACAGGCGCUGCCGCCGUCGGGCACCAAGGGCUCCCCUCACUCGGGCAUGCCCAUCGCAGCCCCUCCGGCAGGACCUCCCCUGCGGACUUGCACAGGUUGCAGCACGGCUCAAAUCUCCAGCAGAUUUGCCUUUUUGGUGACCACACUGACCGCAGUCUGUAGAGACAAAGCGGAGUUUAGCUAAGGAGCCUUUUCUGGAAAAUGAUCCACUGGCAUCCAAAAACAAGAAAAAGUUGUUUUAGUCAAGAUACUAUAUGUAUGUGUACAGCAGUAUGCUAAUUACAGCAUAGCUUAACAGAUGCUUAUAUUCUGACAGGGGUCCUGGCAUAUAUUUUUGUUUGCCUAGUAGGCCCUAAUGACACAUUUCUCUGUAUUAUUCUCUGAAUUUUAUAGUGUUCACAGUACAUUCAGAAGCCCAGC
Gymnogyps californianus (California condor) is the source of this 2172-nucleotide messenger RNA. It is a transcript of the gene PDE9A, whose product is annotated as phosphodiesterase 9A. The transcript has 18 exons. Gene Ontology annotation, biological process: cGMP catabolic process. Lineage: Eukaryota; Metazoa; Chordata; Aves; Accipitriformes; Cathartidae. Bases 1 to 1557 code for a protein of 518 amino acids. Gene Ontology annotation, molecular function: 3',5'-cyclic-GMP phosphodiesterase activity. The record is from RefSeq and is a predicted model, not a curated record.